This is a messenger RNA of Necator americanus (New World hookworm), 678 nucleotides long. RefSeq lists its product as uncharacterized. Bases 1 to 678 code for a protein of 225 amino acids. The record is from RefSeq and is a predicted model, not a curated record. NCBI's taxonomy places the organism in Eukaryota, Metazoa, Nematoda, Chromadorea, Rhabditida, Ancylostomatidae. The transcript has 6 exons.
AUGCUAAUGCUGACUAAUUCUGUGUUUUUGAUGGCAACCUUAAUUCGGCUUGCUCAAGGCGUUUCUCGAGGACUCGUCCAUCCAGUCGCCAGUUCUUCAGUGAUAAAAAGGUCUAUUGCAUCUAUGGCCGCGGAAGCGUUCAAGAAGCACGAGGUAGUGCCGGACGUGCUGGCAACAGCACCCUCGAAAACUGUGAAGGCAGUCUACGACAGCGGCGCUGAGGUUACUUUGGGCAACGUCUUGACACCAACACAAGUGAAAAAUCCUCCAAAGCUAACGUGGGACGCCGAACCAGGGGCUCUGUACACAGUCAUCAUGACAGAUCCUGAUGCUCCUUCACGUAAAGAGGCUACUUUCCGUGAGUGGCACCACUGGUUAGUCACCAAUGUGCCUGGGAACGAAAUUGGCAAGGGCGAUGUUCUUUCCGAAUAUGUUGGAUCUGGACCACCAAAGGGGACUGGGCUCCAUCGUUACGUUUUCCUCAUCUACAAACAAUCCGGUCGUAUAAGCGACUCUGAACACGGUCACUUGACGAACCGUUCUGGGGAGGGAAGAGGAGGAUUCAAGACUGAGAAGUUUGUUGCAAAACACAAACUAGGUACUCCCGUAGCAGGCAAUUUUUACCAGGCUGAGUGGGACGAUUACGUACCAAUCCUUUACAAACAGCUUGGUGCCUAA